Cyprinodon variegatus (sheepshead minnow) is the source of this 3042-nucleotide messenger RNA. RefSeq names its product extracellular calcium-sensing receptor-like. Lineage: Eukaryota; Metazoa; Chordata; Actinopteri; Cyprinodontiformes; Cyprinodontidae. The record is from RefSeq and is a predicted model, not a curated record. Gene Ontology annotation, cellular component: membrane. The coding region runs from base 138 to 2777 and encodes 879 amino acids. Gene Ontology annotation, biological process: G protein-coupled receptor signaling pathway. Gene Ontology annotation, molecular function: G protein-coupled receptor activity. The transcript has 9 exons.
ACAGCAUUAUGCCCAUAGUUCACCCAUGAGGCCACUAUUACACCCAGAUGGGUGGUGUGAGAAACUAAAGCAGGCUGUCGUAGCCCCGUAUAUAUAUCAGUUCCAAGAGUGACAGUCAGGUUGGUGGAAGGGCAGGUAUGGGGGCUUUGUUUAUCAAAUAUUUGCUUAUGAAUGUCUAUCAAUUCCUGAUUUAUUCCUCCUUUUUCUUUUCUGAGUCUUCAUUUCUGUCUUCAUCGUGUAAGUUACUGAGAAAGUUUUAUCUUAACGGCUUGCACAAACCUGGUGAUGUAAUCCUGGGAGGACUUUUUGAAGUCCACUACAGCUCUUCCUUCUCUGAACAAACAUUCAUCUCAGUACCACAACAACCCAGCUGCCAAGGCUUUGACAUUCUAGGGUUCAGACAUGCUAUGACUAUGGCCUUCGCUGUUGAUGAGAUUAAUAACAACUCCAGUUUGUUGCCUAAUGUGACUCUAGGAUACAGUCUUUAUGACAACUGUGCCACUCUUAGCAUUGGGUUCAGUGCUGCUUUGUCAAUGGCUAGUGGCCAGGAGGAGCAGUUUGUGAUUCAGCGGAACUGUUCAGGAACCCCUCCAGUUGUGGGAAUCGUUGGUGAUCCUUUUUCCACUUUUUCUAUUGCUGCCUCAAAUGUUUUAGGUUUGUACAAACUGCCUAUGGUAAGUUAUUUUGCCACAUGUUCUUGUCUGAGUGAUCGGCAGCGUUUUCCAUCUUUCUUUAGAACAAUCCCAAGCGAUGCAUUUCAGGUUCGCGCCAUGAUUCAGAUUCUGAAAUAUUUUGGCUGGACUUGGGCCGGUCUCCUGGUCAGCGAUGAUGAUUAUGGCCUGCAUGUUUCCAGAUCAUUCCAAUCGGACCUGACUCGAUCAGGUGGAGGCUGUUUGGCAUACACUGAGAUUUUACCCUGGGGAGACAAUCCGACUGAAUAUAAAAGGAUUGUUGAUGUGAUGACAAAAUCUACAGCACGCGUAGUAAUUGUGUUUGCACAUCAGAUGCACAUGAUCCAACUCAUGGAACAGGUGGUAAAACAGAAUGUGACAGGCCUUCAGUGGAUUGCCAGUGAGGCUUUGACAUUGCUUGAAGGACUCCAAAUAUCUGCUUUCUCACCAUUUCUUGGUGGAACACUUGGCAUCGCUAUCCGUCGAGGAGAAAUACCAGGACUUCGAGAUUUUCUGUUGAGGAUUCAUCCUAAGCAAUACAACAACAACUAUUCUGAAAAUAACAUGGUGAAACUUUUUUGGGAGCACACAUUUCAAUGCAAGUUUUCCCCACCUCCAGCAGGUUGGGUAGAGGAUGGCGGAAGAAUAUGCACUGGAAAAGAAGAGUUAAACAGUGUGGAGACUGACCUGCUGGAUGUGUCAGAACUCCGGCCUGAGUAUAAUAUCUACAAAGCUGUCUAUGCACUCGCACAUGCACUUAAUGACAUGCUGAGCUGCGUUCCAGAGCAAGCACCAUUUAAUGGGAACUGUGCAUCUUUACACACAUUAGAGCUCUCACAGGUAAUGUACUACCUUGAAAAGGUGACCUUCACCACACAGUUUGGUGACCAAGUUACGUUUGAUGAAAAUGGUGAUGUGUUACCAAUAUAUGACAUCAUGAACUGGAUUCGGCAGCCCGAUGGAAACAUUAAAGUUCAGAAUGUGGGUGAGAUCAAGCGGUCUUCAUCCCAAGAAGAAGAACUUAAAAUUUAUGAGGACAAAAUCUUCUGGAACUUUGAAUCCAAAAAGCCUCCAAAGUCAGUGUGCAGUGAGAGCUGCCAUCCAGGAACACAUAUGGUCAGGAAGAAAGGAGAACCUUUGUGCUGUUUUUAUUGUGUUCCAUGCUCUGAAGGAAAGGUCAGCAAUGAAACUGACUCCUUGGAGUGUGUUAGCUGUCCUGAAGAUUUCUGGUCCAGCCCAGAGCGUGAUCAUUGUGUUCCUAAAAAAACAGAGUUCCUCUCCUAUCAGGAACCUCUGGGCAUCUGUUUGACGGUGACCUCAUUGCUGGGAACAUCUAUUUGUGCUGUUGUUCUGGGGAUCUUCGCCUAUCAUCGAAGCACACCCAUUGUACGAGCCAAUAAUGCAGAACUAAGCUUUCUGAUCCUAGUGUCUCUUAAACUCUGCUUCCUGUGUUCAUUGCUGUUCAUUGGUCGACCCAGACUGUGGACAUGCCAACUCAGACAUGCUGCAUUUGGAAUAAGCUUUGUGCUUUGUGUCUCUUGCAUUCUGGUUAAAACAAUGGUGGUUUUAGCUGUUUUCAAAGCUUCUAAACCAGGUGGUGCAGCCAGUCUCAAGUGGUUUGGUGCUGUACAGCAGAGAGGAACGGUUUUUGCUCUUACUUGCAUUCAGGCAGCAAUUUGCACUGCCUGGAUAGUCACUGUCUCACCAGUACCUCAUAAAAACACUCAGUACCACAAUGACAAGAUUGUGUAUGAGUGCGUAGUAGGGUCCACAAUCGGCUUCAGUGCUUUACUGGGUUAUAUCAGUGUACUAGCCAUUCUUAGCUUUAUGUUAGCAUUUUUAGCUAGAAAUCUUCCAGAUAACUUUAAUGAGGCCAAACUAAUCACUUUCAGCAUGCUGAUUUUCUGUGCUGUGUGGGUGGCAUUUGUUCCGGCUUAUAUCAACUCUCCAGGUAAAUAUGCAGAUGCAGUGGAGGUGUUUGCCAUUCUGGCCUCCAGUUUUGGUCUCUUGGUGGCGCUAUUUGGACCUAAGUGUUACAUAAUACUACUAAGACCAGAAAGAAACACGAAGAAAUCCAUCAUGGGUCAUACCACAACCAAAAGUUGAAGAACAGUUAUUUUUUAUUUUUAUGAGCAGAAACUAUUAUGUUCACUCAGAUUUAUAGGCUUAUAAUAUGUUGCAAUAUCUGCAAUAGUUUUUUAUUUAUAAGUUUAAGUAAAACUUCAUAAAGCAAUGUAAUGUUCUCUGUUUUUUGGUCAUUUUACAUGUCUUCUUCAGUAGUGCACCAAACUCAUGUUCAAGCAAUGUCAGCUAUUUCUGUUUCUAGUGCAACUGUCCUCCACAGUAACCAACAACACAAGCAGUAAUUACA